AUGCCUCAGAAAGUCUAUGUCACUUACAAUCAGGUGCACAAGCUCUGUCAGACUUCGGCAGAGUCGAUCUUGAAGGAGUUCCACCCUAACCUGAUGAUCGCGAUCGGCGGUGGCGGCUAUGUUCCUGCGCGCAUUCUCCGAUCUUUCCUCAAGCGCCCUGGCGACCCCAACAUCCCCAUCCAGGCGAUCGGGUUGUCCCUCUACGAGGACCUCGGCCGCGGUGACGCCGAGGAGGUCCCCGGAACUAAGGUGACCCGCACACAAUGGCUGGACUUGAGUUCACUGGAGAUGGCCAACCUGAUUGGCAAGAAUAUCCUAAUUGUGGACGAGGUUGACGACACCCGUACCACUUUGGAGUACGCCGUGCGCGAGUUGGAGAAGGACGUACAGAUUGCUCAGAAGCAGCUUGGCCGUGAGGGCGAAAAGACCAACUUUUUCAUCUUUGUUCUGCACAACAAGAACAAACAGAAGAAGGGUGUGCUGCCUACCGACAUGAUGGAGGGUGGUCGCUACCACGCCUCGGUCACCACCGACGAUGUUUGGAUCUGCUAUCCCUGGGAAGCUAAGGACAUUGACGAGCACGACCGCCUCGCCAAGGAGAACCCGCUUGUUUGA
Molecule: messenger RNA, 615 nt
Organism: Penicillium chermesinum
Lineage: Eukaryota; Fungi; Ascomycota; Eurotiomycetes; Eurotiales; Aspergillaceae
Product: xanthine phosphoribosyltransferase
Exons: 5
Coding region: 1-615 (204 amino acids)
Biological process (GO): IMP salvage; hypoxanthine metabolic process; GMP salvage
Cellular component (GO): cytoplasm
Molecular function (GO): hypoxanthine phosphoribosyltransferase activity
Source: RefSeq, a predicted model, not a curated record